Tachyglossus aculeatus (Australian echidna) is the source of this 963-nucleotide messenger RNA. RefSeq names its product olfactory receptor 14A16-like. Gene Ontology annotation, cellular component: membrane. Gene Ontology annotation, biological process: G protein-coupled receptor signaling pathway. The record is from RefSeq and is a predicted model, not a curated record. The transcript has a single exon. Gene Ontology annotation, molecular function: olfactory receptor activity; G protein-coupled receptor activity; odorant binding. Lineage: Eukaryota; Metazoa; Chordata; Mammalia; Monotremata; Tachyglossidae. The coding region runs from base 1 to 963 and encodes 320 amino acids.
AUGACCAAUGUCACCACAGUGAUGGAAUUCCUGCUCCUGGGGUUCUCAGAGGUCCGGGAUCUGCAGCUGGUCCACGCUGCGCUGUUUCUCCUGCUCUACCUGAUGGCGCUGAUGGGGAAUCUCCUCAUAAUCGCCAUCACCACCCUCGACCGGCGCCUCCACGCCCCCAUGUACUUCUUCCUCAGGAAUCUGUCCAUCCUCGACCUCUGUCUCAUCACCGUCACUGUCCCCAAAUCCAUCCACAACUCCCUGACUAAUGACAGAUCCAUCUCUUUCCUGGGCUGUGUCCUCCAAGUAUUUUUGGCUCUUUCAUCAAUUUUUACAGAAUUGGUCAUCCUCACAGUGAUGUCCUAUGACCGCUACGUGGCCAUCUGCCACCCCCUGCACUACGAGGUCAUCAUGAAUCGAGGGGCCUGUGUGAAGAUGGCCACCGCUUCAUGGCUGAGUGGGGGGCUGUCUGCUGUGUUACAUACAGCCAGCACCUUCUCCCUCUCCUUCUGUGGGUCCAACGUUGUAGGUCAGUUCUUUUGUGACAUCCCCCAGUUACUCACCAUCUCCUGCUCUCCUGACCUCUUCAGAGAGGUUGUGCCCAUCUGCGUCAAUGUGGCAUUCGACUUCUGCUGUUUCGUUGGCAUCAUCAUGUCCUACAUCCAUAUCAUGGCAACCGUGCUGAGGAUUCCUGCCACAGAAGGCCGGACCAAAGCCUUCUCUACCUGCCUGCCCCACCUCGUCGUCAUCACUCUUUUCCUUUCCAUGGGGUUCUUUGCCUACCUCAAGACCCCCUCAGACUCUCCCUCAGUUAUGGACCUUGUGGUGUCCGUGUUCUACACGGCGGUGCCCCCCGUCCUGAACCCUCUCAUCUACAGCCUGAGGAACAGGGACAUGAAGGUCACAGUGGGAAAGUUCUUAAAGGGGAAAUUUUGCACGAGAGAGAAGUCUCUGCACAUCUCCCAUUUGGCUUAG